CUAGUCCCAGGGCUUGGCUUCUAACUCGAAUACUACUUCAAGGUGACAUGCAUCGGUAUGUCUCACAAUAUCAUCGCAAAUCAACGUGGCACUAUCCUACUGCGGCAUAUUGUAGCCUACAUGGCCAACUGAGCUUUGCCAUCGCGAUGCGCAAACCACCUUCAGCGUUCCGUGCCAACAGCGGUAAUGGAUAUGCAAUUCGUCAAACCAUGGUACCCUCUGUCAGGCCAAUCGUCGCCGUAAAAGGGAUGGCUACGGUUACAACAUGUACGCAGACGGAUUACAAGAGCCGUUCGACAUGACGGAUAUAAGAAUUCCGCCAUGCCGCACCAACGGAGACGCAUAGUCCACCCUGUUUGCAUAUUGCACUUUGAACAUAGCAAACUCUUCAAACGCCAAACAUGAAGAUCCAGGGCCUUCUCGUUGCCCUUGGGCUUCUCGCCGACCUUGCUGUAGCAGGCUCAGGCAAGGACACUUGUCGCAAUGACAUGUGUCUCAAGGCCAUGACAAUACCUACAAAGGUCCGAGAGACACGCCGAUUCUGCCGAGCUCUCAACCGCGGCACCAGACGACUGAGAGUCCCCAAGUACAUUGACAAUGGCUGCGAUACUGCAGUGGGACUCUAUGAGCGCAUGUCUAGUGCUUGUAACUGUCUUCCCAAAGCCACCAAGGCGCCCAAGCCUGGUGACGAUUAUGGAGACGAGUACUAUGACGAUGAAUAUAAGGACGACCACAAGGACGACUACAAGGAUGAUGAGUACAAAGAUAAUGAGUACAAGGAUGACGAGUACAAGGAGGAUAAAGACGAAUAUGGUCAAGACUACCCUGACGAGGAAUAUAAGGAUGACUAUGGCGACUAUCCUGAUGAGGAGGACUACCGCAAGCCGGCUUCCACCAAGACCAAGCCUGGACCCAAGACCACUGGCGGAGGAAGACCUAAGACUACUGGUGGUGCCCGACCUACUUCCAAGCCAAACAACAGGCCCAGCAGCACUCCCAACGCAAAGCCUUCCAGCAGGCCAAACGGCAGACCUACCAGACCUGGUGGUUCCAAGCCUACCAGCGCCCCUGGAGUGAAGUCUACUCAGGGAGUCAGCCCCAAGCCUGCAAGCUCCAAGCCUACCAGUGCUCCUGGAGCCAAGUCCACUGGAGGAGUUAGCUCCAAGCCUGCUAGCUCGAUGCCUGCUAGUUCAAAGCCCGCAAGCUCCAAGCCAGCAAGUUCUGCUCCGGCAAGCUCUUCUCCUGUUAGCUCUUCCCCAGCCAGCUCUACUCCGGCCAGUUCGUCACCUGCAAGCUCUACUCCUGCCAGUUCUUCCCCUGCUAGUUCAUCGCCUGCAAGCUCUGUACCGGCGAGCUCUGCCCCAGUCGGCUCCCCCGCAAGCUCUCUUCCCGUAAGCUCUGCUCCUGCAAGCAAUGCAGCCAGCUCGAUGCCUACUAGUGGCGCUAGCUCGAUGCCAGCAGCUUCCAACAGUCUUGCCAACCGCGCCGAACCCAACUCCACUGCAACUCCUCCUCUGUCAGCCUCCAGAGCCUCUAACAGCCCUACGAGAACUCCAGCCCUGACCCGUUCCCGAGACUCUGCUCGACCUUCUGGUACCAAGUCACGCAAGCCUGCUCCUACUCCUACCGAAGAUACCGUGGACGCAGCUAACGCUUGCAUGCAGGCUAGUGCCACUUGGUCGGAGCAGUACAACAUGCCCAAGGCCACGCCGACCAUUGCUGCGUCUCUUGCCUUUGAGUGCUUGCAAUCAGUCCCGCUAGACAGGAUGCGCGCUAGGAGAUUGAUCAAUGCUUUAUUACCCAUGAUUGAGUGGCAGAGUGACCUCGAGUAUCUCAAGAAUCCCCCUGCCGACUAUGCCUACCCGGCCGUGGACGUCAUGGGUGCGAUUGCGGCUGUUAAGAAGAAGUUGGACUCCAAUGGCUACAAGAACCAUUAUGAGUUUGACAAGGACCUUAUGGAGACCGUCUUCUUUGCUGCCCAUGAUGGUCAUUUCAACUAUUACCCCUUGAUGAUGAGUGUUUUCAGUUUUUCAUACCCGCGUGCUUUAGUGUCUUUUAGCGAAAACGGUACUUCUGUCCCAGUCAUUAAACUGCUUGAUGAUAUUCAAAAUUCCCCCGAAACUGCAUCUGCUAUUGAUACUAUCAAUGGCGUCCCUGCGUCUGAGUUUAUCGAGAAGUUGGUUCGUAUGGCUUCUCCUUACCAGGAUAUAGACACGGGUUACAAUGCCUUCUUUUAUACUGCCAAUGUCCAUGGUGACGGCGACUUUGGAGAGUUUCACUCCAACGGCCUCUUUAGCCACUUUUAUCAGGGUCCCAACACGACCUUUGUCUUCAAGAAUGGCACCACUGUUACAGAGGAGAACAUGGCGCGAGUCCAUUACCCUUUGACCGAUGUUGUCAGUGGAAAGACGUAUGGCCGUCGUUUCAACAAUGGAAAAAUUCUGUCUACGGAAACCGGUAGUUCUGAUUUUAAGCCUCCUCUCCCCGAUGGUAUUCCGGGCUACCCCAAAGCUAUCCUUGAGACUGGUGAAGGUGUGGUCUCUGGAUACUUCCUUGAAGACGAAGAGGUGAACAACGUUGCUGUUCUUGUUGUCAAAGACUUUAGUCCCAACUCCGCCAAGAAAUUCCAGGCUGUCAUGCACGAUUUCCUGAUUGAGGCCAAAUCCAAGGGCAAGAAAAAGGUUGUUAUUGACAUGCAGGGCAAUACUGGUGGCUCUAUCCUUCUCGGCUAUGACAUGUUCUUCCAAUUCUUCCCUGGCCAAAAGAUUGAUGGAUUCAGUAGAUGGAGAUCGAAUGAAGGAUUUGACACCAUGGCUGAAGUUGUUAGCGACUACGUCAAGGAUAUGGAUCCCUACAAUGAGGAAGACGAACUCAAUGUCUAUCUGACUCGCUCAUACUUCAACUACCGAUACGAUGUCAACAUGACCUUUGACGAGUUCCCUUCCUUCGAAGCCAAGUUUGGUCCACCAAAGAGCAGGUAUACAGCCAACAUGGCCUGGGACUUGAGUGAUCCUCUUACUACCACCAACGAGACCUUUGGUAUCGGUAUUGAGAUGAAUGGAUUUGGCAAAUUCUCUGAUGCGACACAGCUCUUCGCCGCAGAGGACAUUGUUAUUCUAUAUGAUGGUAAAUGCUCGUCAACCUGCACCAUUGCCAGUGACUUUCUUAAGCACCACGGAAACGUCAAGUCUGUUGUCAUGGGUGGCCGACCCCAAACAGACCCGAUGCAAGGCGUCGGCGGCGUCAAGGGUGUCCAAGUCCUCUCUUCUGAGGUAAUUCCUCUCUUUGCACAGGUCCUCGCUGCCGUGACGGAUGAAAAACGAAAGCAAAAGGUGUUGCGCCGCUUCAAGUACCUUGAUAGUGAGUUUGGUGCGGUGCUCCUUGUCAACACUCGUGACAGCAUCCUCAGAGAUCAUGUGGAAGAUGGAUUACCUGCUCAGUUUAUUACGGAGCAUGCUGAUUGUCGCCUCUUCUGGACAGAGGAUAUGCUUGGUGAUAUCUCAAAGGUUUGGAAGGCUGCCGCCAUGGCCGCAUUCAAGGGCGCCGAGUGUAUCAAUGGAGGUAUCGAGCUGCCUCAAUCGGCCACCUACUAUGCCGCAGGUCUCCUUGACGGUCUUCUUGCACCAAUUCUUAAGCUGCCCCAGACGUUGCUUGAAGGCCUCGACCUCGGUGGCCGUAGAUCUGGUGAAAGCCCUCUUUGGAAAUCUCGUCACAACCUGAAGGUCUUUACAAAUGGUAUCCGAAGUAGGGGCUAAUUUCUGGGUGGUAAGGACAGAUGUACCGUAUUGUCUUUUUCUUCUUUUCCAUUCGUUGAUUGUAUUGCCUUUUUGGAAUAUUUAGUAGAAAUAGUAUAUAAAUGUUUAAAAUUUGUUGCAUCUAUAAUCUAGCCGUUG
This is a messenger RNA of [Torrubiella] hemipterigena, 3893 nucleotides long. Lineage: Eukaryota; Fungi; Ascomycota; Sordariomycetes; Hypocreales; Clavicipitaceae. The record is from the annotation of a GenBank genome assembly.